Molecule: messenger RNA, 1067 nt
Organism: Lucilia sericata (common green bottle fly)
Lineage: Eukaryota; Metazoa; Arthropoda; Insecta; Diptera; Calliphoridae
Product: glycine-rich protein HC1
Exons: 3
Coding region: 93-671 (192 amino acids)
Source: RefSeq, a predicted model, not a curated record
CUUUAAGUUUAGCCGUUUCUCAAAGUUUUAUUAAAAAAAACAAUUGUAUUUUAUUUUACUUAGUUUUUGUUUUUGUGUGUAAAUUUCAAAUAAUGAGUUUCAAUUUAAUUAUGUUCAAAUUAAUGUUGUUUGUGUGGUUGACAUGUUCCUGGGCUGCUGUAAUAAAUAAGGAUAAUGAAGCAGACAAAUCAAAUGUUUCCGAUUUGGAAACAUCAGCUACUUCGGCAAAAUUGCUUAAUCUUGGUGGUCUAUUUGGUUACGGCAAUAGUGGUUAUUAUCCCAACUACAAUAGACCGGGUUAUUAUCCCAACUAUAACACAAAUGGUGGUUUCUAUCCCAAUUACAAUACGAAUGGUGGUUUCUAUCCCAGUACAGGAAAAUAUCCCAUAACAAAUACGGGCGGAUACUAUCCCAAUAACAAUUAUUAUCCAACCACCGGCACUGGAACCAAUAUCCUAGGAGGUGGUUAUGGAGGAUAUGGUGGCUAUGGAGGUAAUGGUGGUUUGCAACAAUAUAGUGGCUAUUGGGAUCCUAACUACAGCGGCAGACGUAAUUUAGGUUAUGGUUACUACCGAAACACCGAUACCUAUGGUUUGCCCAAGACUACCAGCGAUCAGUAUGGCAGCAGAGAAAGAGAUCGUGUUUCCUAUAGCUAUAGAGGUUAUGAGUGAAUAUGAAAAAGCUGUUAAAUUGUUCACUGGGUCUUUAAUGUUUAAGUUAAUUGUGCGUUUUUGUUAGAAUUUAAUAUUUGUAUCUUUUUUGUUUUUUUUUAAUCACUUGAUGUCUCAAAGCAUGUUUGAGUUUCGUUAAGAUUGAUUACUUCUAUUCAGUGAGUCAUUUUGCAUGCCUAAUUUAAUUUCAAUUCAAUUGUCAAACAAUCAUACGUUUUAGACACAUUUAAAUUUGUUGAUGUUUUAUGGAUGUGAAAAAUGAAAAAAAAAAAAAAUAAAAAAUAAAUUUAAUCAACAAAUUAAUGUGUCAACUUUUGUUAAGAAUAUUCAUUUGAAAAUAAAAGUUGUCAUUUUCUUGUUAAAUUUGUAAAUACAUAUUAGAACUCUUUUUGAUGG